Messenger RNA from Paramacrobiotus metropolitanus, 1715 nucleotides. Its product is annotated as E3 ubiquitin-protein ligase Siah1-like. The transcript is spliced from 7 exons. Gene Ontology annotation, molecular function: ubiquitin conjugating enzyme binding; ubiquitin protein ligase activity; zinc ion binding. Gene Ontology annotation, biological process: proteasome-mediated ubiquitin-dependent protein catabolic process; multicellular organism development. The coding region runs from base 338 to 1330 and encodes 330 amino acids. Lineage: Eukaryota; Metazoa; Tardigrada; Eutardigrada; Parachela; Macrobiotidae. The record is from RefSeq and is a predicted model, not a curated record. Gene Ontology annotation, cellular component: cytoplasm.
GAUGGCAAACUGAUCGAUAAAUCCAGCCUUGUCCAGGAUGUCUCAUGUACGUAUCCCAUGCACAGUGAUUUCAAUUCGGGAACUUUAUACAAGUUGAAUACAAGUAUAUGAAUUUUGCUCCUCUACUUAAAGUUCGCAAGUUCUGCGAAAGGCAGCAAAUGUGCUAAGGUACACCUCCAUAUUUCCAUUCCUGAUUUGUCAAAAUUAUUGAGUUCUGCUGUUGCGUUCGGAAGGCUGUGCUUUGCGCAUGUUCACAACAGAUCAGAGAACCACGUAGUUGCUUUUUGUUGGGAUAAGUUUGAACGCGGAUUUACUGCGCUUUCAUCGAUGUUUUCCAAUGCCUAGUGGUUCCUUUUGUCGAUUAGGAAUGAGUCGUCGCCUGGGAUAUUCCAUGCCUCAUUUUGGAACUAAACCAAACAGUGCACCUCCGCCUGGUCUGAAUUCUCGUGCAGAGAAUCACCAGAUGAAUUCGGAGUGCGCUGGAGGCGCACUUUCUUCACUGAGCAACGGAGCACCAUUAGCGAUCAAAAAUGAAGACCUAAUAGGGCAUUUCGAGUGUCCUGUUUGUUUUGAUUAUGCCGUUCCUCCAUUGCUACAGUGUCACAGCGGGCAUUUGGUGUGCCAAUUAUGCAGAGAAAAACUGAGUUGCUGUCCCUCCUGUCGUGGCCCCAUUGGGAGCGUCAGGAAUCUGGCUAUGGAGAAAGUUGCUGCAACAUUAGUGUUUCCCUGCCGAUUCAGUAAUUCAGGCUGCACACAAACUAUGGGUUGUUUUGUCAAACUGAAGCACGAAGAGGUAUGCGAUUUUCGUCCCUACACGUGUCCAUGUCCCGGAGCGGGCUGCAAUUGGAAUGGCCCGCUGGAGCAGGUGACAACGCAUCUGAAAACUGCUCAUUCCAGUAUCACCACUCUUCAAGGCGAAGAUAUCGUAUUUCUGGCAACGGAUAUAUCACUUCCGGGAGCGGUUGAUUGGGUUAUGAUGCAGACCUGUUUCAACCAUCAUUUUAUUUUGAUUUUGGAAAAACAGGACCGAAACGAUGGAUGCGUUUUUUAUGCAGUGGUCUAUUUCGUGGGAAACCGAAAAGAUGCAGAAAAGUUCGCUUAUAAAUUGGAACUUGGUGGUGAUAGACGCAAGUUGACAUGGGAAGCCACCCCGAUUUCUAUUCUCGAUGGAGUGAACGCUAACGUUUUUAGCCGCGAUUGCGUCAUGUUUGAAGAGGCCAUUGCCAAGCAGUUUGCAGAGAACGGGAAUUUAGGCAUUAACGUCGCCAUCACGACGUUUGAGCUGCUGGAUGCAAAUAUGCUUGCUGCGGAUGACGCUAUGUUCGAUUAGUCGCUCGAAAAGGAUUAGCCUGGCGUGUUUGUGGAAUCUGGUUCGGAUGUUAUUGUUAAAAACAGGUGGUGCAAACGCCUGCUUCGUAGCUGUACAAUAUCGAGUUUGGUUGGACAUUUUUUGUCGUCUUUAAUGUUCUGUACCCUUUCAGUCGUCCCAGUGUUUCAAAUAAGUAUGGGUUUUACGAAGUAUAUGAUAUUUUUUAAUGAUGUGUAGAUAAUUAUAAAUUAUUCAAUCGUGUAAAUUUUAACGCUUUCGCUAACUUCCGCAAUGGACAAGUAUGUAUGCAGUUGUUUUAUGAAUGUUCGAGUUCUGUAUUUGGAAAGCUAUCUCUGCUUGGUUAGACUUUACCGAUCUCUUUUUCUAUUUGCAAUAAAAUUCGAAA